AUUAUAUUUUUAGCGCAACUACAAACUCGUACUUAAUGACAUCCAAUGCAAAUCAAAUGCAGAUUAUGUGGCAAAUCAUACUUGUUCAUUUGAUAAGACAACAAAAGAACAUAAUUUGGAAUUUCAAAUGAAGAAGAAAGUCAAACAUUUGCAAUUUGAUUUUAUGGUUUUUGCCAAAAGACCUGUCACAAACAAUAAAGAUAUUCUGUUCAAAGCUGUCGAUGUGGAAGCUUGUAAUUUUUUGAAGGAAGACACAGCUGAAACACCAAUUCUUCAAAUGUUUAAGAAAGUAUUACAGGAUCCUAAGAAUGUGGUACCGGAUUUUUGUGCGGUAACAGCGAAUGACCAUAUGAAAUUGACGAAUAUUGUUUUGGAUGCAGAAUUUCUUCCUGCGGUUGUACCAGAUGUUGAAUUUAUAGUUGAAAUCAUAGGCAAGGAUUCGAAGAUAGUUUUUUUCAAUGGUGAACUAUUGGGUAAGGUAUCGCAUGAUAAGAAAGUUAAUAAAGCUGGUUGAACAUAA
This is a messenger RNA of Episyrphus balteatus (marmalade hoverfly), 520 nucleotides long. RefSeq lists its product as uncharacterized. Lineage: Eukaryota; Metazoa; Arthropoda; Insecta; Diptera; Syrphidae. The transcript is spliced from 2 exons. The record is from RefSeq and is a predicted model, not a curated record. Bases 128 to 514 code for a protein of 128 amino acids.